Eurytemora carolleeae is the source of this 3438-nucleotide messenger RNA. It is a transcript of the gene PKD, whose product is annotated as serine/threonine-protein kinase D1. Gene Ontology annotation, molecular function: ATP binding; protein serine/threonine kinase activity. Gene Ontology annotation, biological process: protein phosphorylation. The coding region runs from base 84 to 2642 and encodes 852 amino acids. The transcript has 31 exons. NCBI's taxonomy places the organism in Eukaryota, Metazoa, Arthropoda, Copepoda, Calanoida, Temoridae. The record is from RefSeq and is a predicted model, not a curated record.
AAUGUAAGCAGGACUGAUCUAUUGCUGAGUUUAGGACAGAAAUCCUAAAAUCCGGGAAAACAUCAAAACCAAACCAAACCAAGAUGGCGGAGGGUAAUGGAGUUCUUGUUUCAUUUCAGUUCCAGGUUGGGUUGGUGAGGGAUAGAAUUACAGUUGACACAACAGAUCUUACGCUGAAGACAAUAAAGGUGUUUGCCUGUAAUUUUAUUAAUGAAAAGUUCGCUGAACACGGUGUAACAAGGCUUCCGGAGCGAGUUAUGGUGUACAAGCACGAUUACAACUCCCCUAAUAUUCUCCAGAUGGUGAACAGUGCCUGUGAGGUCCAGGAGGGAACCAUCCUCGAGGUUGUUCUCAACACUCAGCCUCUAGGUGAUGAUGAUGUGGAAAUCCGUCCCCACUCUCUUGCCAUCCACUCCUACAAGACACCAACUUUUUGUGAUUUCUGUGGGGAGAUGUUGUUUGGAAUGUUUAAGCAGGGUCUAAAAUGUGAAUUCUGUGGUUUAAACUAUCACAAGAGGUGUGUCUUCAAGAUUCCUAACGACUGUACUCACAAGAAGAAACGAAGAACAUCAUUUGUAGGCUCAACAGCAUCCUCUUCAACAAGCCUAGGAUACAGCUCAUCUGUCGGAGCAACAUCUAUCGAUGGGUCCAACUUCCUUCUACCUCCAGCUAGAGAUGGAUCGGUCAGCCCAGGAACUAAACGACAUUCAAGCUCGGGAGGAAUCCAUGUUUAUGCUGGUGAUAAAGGAAGACUGAAACGAUCUGCGCAAAAGAUAAAAAAUGUGCUAAAUUCUCGUUCACGAAAAAAAAAGUGUUUUUGCCGAUGUAGGAAAUCCUAUGGUCGACCUGCCUGGGUGGAUAUGCAGAUGGCAACAAGGUUGAAGAUACCUCAUACAUUUGUCCUGCAUACCUACACUAAACCAACUAAAUGCCACUUCUGCAACAAGAUCUUGGUUGGAGUAUUCAAGCAAGGAGUACAGUGCAAGGAUUGCAGGUUUAACGCUCAUAAACGAUGCUCAGAGAAGGUUCCCAGGGAUUGUACAGGUGAGGUUCCUGAUGGAAGUGUGGAUGGAGCAGUAUCUGAGGGAAGUGUGGAGCUGGAGGAGAGGUUUGGUGAAGACUCCGAGGGGGAGGAUGCCAAGAGCAGGGGCUCCCCAGACACUGAGGAAGGGACUGUUGUUACUCCAAGUAACUUUGAAUCUCAUCUUGCCACCCAAGGAAGUUCUGCAGAUUACAUUCCUGUUCAGAGACUUGUUCAGAGUAUUAAGCAUACUAAACGUGUUGGGACUAAGAUCCUGAGGGAGGGUUGGCUUCUCCAUAAUACAAACAAGGAUACUACCAAGAAAAAACAUUACUGGAGGCUUGACUCUAAAUGCAUCACAAUGUUCACCUCUGAUACAGGAAACAAGUUCUACAAGGAAAUUCCGUUGAGUGAGAUUCUCAGUAUCGAUGUUGACGGUGAUAACCCGUCCAGUUUCCAGAUACGUACUGCAAACAUCAACUUUGUGGUCAACCAGGAUACACAGUCUGAGGCUGGUGCUACUGGUAGUGAUGAUGUUUCUGUUCAAAAGUGGGAAACAGCCAUUCGACAGGCACUGAUGCCAGUAGAGGGAGGAGCAUCAGGAGCUGCUAAGCCUGGAGCAGAUAAAUCUGCUGCUGCUCCGACACCUUCAGCUCAGGAGAAGGAGAAGGAUAUCAGCCAGGCGUACCAGAUAUUCCCAGAUGAUGUUCUUGGAUCAGGGCAGUUUGGUAUUGUUUACGGUGGUGUUCACAGAAUGUCUGGAAGAUCGGUGGCGAUCAAGGUGAUCGAUAAAAUGCGGUUCCCAACCAAACAAGAAGCUGCUCUGAAAAAUGAGGUGUCUAUCCUGCAGAAUAUUCAUCACCCCGGAGUUGUCAACUUGGAGAAAAUGUUUGAAACUCCAGAGAGGAUUUUUGUUGUCAUGGAGAAGCUUAAAGGCGAUAUGCUAGAAAUGAUCCUCUCGAGCGAGCGUGCGCGAUUGUCUGAGCGCACAACCAAGUUCUUGGUUACACAGAUACUGGUGGCGCUCAAGCACCUCCACAGUAAGAACAUUGUACACUGUGAUCUAAAACCUGAAAACGUUCUUCUAUCAUCAGAUUCAGAUUUUCCACAGGUAAAACUUUGCGAUUUCGGAUUUGCUCGAAUUAUCGGAGAGAAGGGUUUCCGUAAGAGUGUUGUGGGAACCCCGGCCUACCUGGCCCCUGAGGUUCUUAGGAACAAGGGGUACAACAGGUCCCUGGACAUGUGGUCAACUGGGGUCAUCAUAUACGUCUCUCUCUCAGGAACAUUUCCCUUUAACGAGGAUGAAGAUAUUCAUGAACAGAUUCAGAACGCGUACUUCAUGUAUCCUCCGCAUCCUUGGAAGGAGAUUUCAACGCAGGCGAUAGAUCUCAUUAAUAACCUUCUCCAGGUCAAAAUGAGGAAAAGGUUUUCUGUAGACAAGUCGCUUCUCCAUCCCUGGCUACAGGACUACGACACGUGGAGUGACCUGCGUGACCUUGAGAAGCGUCUUGAGACAAGAUGGUUGACCCAUCAGUCAGAUGAUACUCGCUGGGAGUCACACAGGCCCAGGGACCGCCAUCUUUCUGACGUCACAGAGAAAGUGGGAGGACUUGCAAUGUAACCCGGUAGGACCAACAGUUACAAAUGCCGUCCUUGUUUCUGCCGCAAAUAAUUGCGCACACCCAGUUACCGAAUUUACAUGAUAAAUGUUGAUGCUCCCAGUCUCUCAAUAAUUUUAGCAAAAUCGAAAAAAAAAAUUUUAAAGUGUGCACUUUAACUUUUUACUUAAUAAAAUAUAUUCUUGAUAGAUAUAUUACAAAAAAAAUCUAAGAUCUUACCGUUUGCACUUAUAAUAUUAUUUGUACAGUUAUUGUAAUACAUUGGUUGUGUACAAUGUACAUGCUAUUUAUGUUCUAAUCAAUCUUAAUUGUACAACCUUUUAUGUUUCCAAAUCAUGUGAAUGUUCUUAAUCUAUUUAUGUUAAAAACUUUUAACCCAUUUUUUCAUAAACAUAUCAAAUAUUAAAAAAGUCGCAUUUAUAAAGUAUAUGCAUUGUACAAUUUUAACUUUGAAAAUGAAAAAAGCGACCUAACUCUUAAACUGAUAAAUCCCUUAAAAACUAAAUUUCACGUUAUUUGACAAUCAUAACAUAUAAUAUUUUUCAAAUUACUUUUAAAAACCUAACAAAAUGGCCUAAAAUAUACAUUUCUGGACUGUUGGCCUAUUCAACAAACUGUAACUCUUUGUAUCUAUUUGUAAAUCUAUUCGUAAGUUGUAACAAUUAUGUAUUGUUAAUUAUGUACAUGACGGUGUAUGCAUUAGGCCUAUGUACCAUCAGUGUUAGAGUUUUGUAAUUAUUACUGUUUAUAUUUGUAUGUAUAUGUACAUUCCAUGUAAAAUAAAUUUACCAACCAGUA